ACGAGAGUUCCCGGGACUCUCCCCGGGCCAAGGGCGAGAAAAUAUUGCUCUAGGGGCAUCGGUAUGAUAGCUACCCCAGAGAAGCAAAGCCGGUGCUAAUCGGAGAGGUCCCCAACCUAGUAUGGGCCGAAGUUGGCCCCGGAACCGAGUGCGAGGAGCUCGGGGACGCUGGGAGGUCUCCGGGCCCAGUUAGGCGUCGCACCGCGGCAGGUUGCCCUGGUAACCGCGGCCGCGGGGGCACUGGCAUCGGACCGUGAGUGGGUCUGAGCAGGCUGGAGUUUGGUAAGCCCACUCGCUUCCAGGUCAUGGAAUCAUCACCAAAAGGUUUGCUUACCCAAGUGACUCAACUCUGGAACCUCCUAGACGACCUAGCUGAAAGUGACCCUGAAAGUUAUGAGAAGUUCAUUCAACAGCAGCUGAAAGAAGGGGAGAAACACUGUGCUGCCCCUGAGCCACAGCUCUGUUUGCAGACCAAGAUCUUGAAACCAGAAGAAAAAGUUUUAUUCAUCAACCUUUGUCAGUGGACAAGGAUCCCAGCACCCCAGUCAAAGGCAGAGCCUGUACCUUUGAGUGUUGGCAAGCCAGAAGAUGCAUCUGAGACGUCAGAAUCAUACACAGUUAUCGAUGUUGCCUACAACCCUGCUGUUCUCAAAGCAGCAAAAGAUGAUGAAAUGGAAAUUGAUCAACUGAUUCACCUUACAAUGAAAUGCAUUGAGGAUCGAUAUCAAUUUACUCUUUCCCAUUCCUAUCACAUUACAAAAACCAGGAAGAAAGGAAGCCUCCAAAGGAUGAAAAAGAAUUUGAUGGGAAUCCAAACUGACUCAACAGAUUUAAGUGAGAAAAUGAAGAAAGAACUAACACUUGAGCAGUUGAGAAACUGUAGUGUGAAUAACCAAGAUGACAUUCCACAACUUUUACUGCCAAAGGACCAUAUUCCAAGCAAACAAGGGUGUCUGAUUGAGGAAAUUUCCAGUAGUGAGCUCCAAGUUGAGCUGAAGACUCCAAAUUAUAAGCUGACAGUUGUGGAGGAUCAGAAUGGAAGACCACUGAGAAUUGAGAUGAAAGUUGAACUUCCUGGUCUUAGCUCUGUCUGUGACUGUGACCUUAGUGUUUCUAAGGAUGACUUAGUGAUUGAGGUCUCUGAGAAGUACCGAUUACAGGUAGAUCUUCCAGAAGCGGUUGACACUGCAACAACUACAGCAAAAUUUGUCACAGGGAAAGCUACAUUAAUCAUCACCAUGCCAGUCCUGCAGUAAAAGAGCAGGUGUUAGGCUUUUAUUGUUCUACCACUGAGCUCCCAUGAAGACAUUAAAGGCUUUUGUAUCAUAGGUAAGAAGGGGUGAUAUUAAAUACUAAUUUCAGAUUUCAUAAGUUUUUAUAGCAUUUGCAUCUCUCUUCAGAUUUUAACAUAUUUCCUCUACUCUGUUGUUCCUUUACCCACAAAUGGCCUGGCCCCUAUUUUAGACAACUGAAACCUUAGAUGCUAUAGCAUGUUUCCUUUGACAUUGACAGCAAUCACAAGUACAAAUACUAGUUGGGAAAAUAAAAUGAGGGGCAGCUAGGUGGUGCAGUGGAUAGAGCAUGAGCCCUUAAGUCAGGAAGACCUGAGUUCAAAUUCGGCCUCAGACCAAACACUUCAGUUGUGCUAGCCAUAUUUUAUGUUCUCAUCUGGGUUUCUCACAGAAUUGAAAAUGAUAAUUCUUUGUGGAUAAAUGUAUAAGGAAUUUGUUCAGCUUGAAUCAACAAGCUUUUAACUCCAAUAUAUUUGCUUUUAAGUGUGAUUUAUAAAUACCUGCACUCUGCUUAAGCUUAAAAUCCACAAUGCUGGGGCAGCUUGGUGGCUCAGUGGAUAGAGCACUGGCCCUGAAGUCAGGAGGACCUGAGUUCAAAUCCGGCCUCAGA
Molecule: messenger RNA, 1902 nt
Organism: Phascolarctos cinereus (koala)
Lineage: Eukaryota; Metazoa; Chordata; Mammalia; Diprotodontia; Phascolarctidae
Gene: PIH1D2
Product: PIH1 domain containing 2
Biological process (GO): box C/D snoRNP assembly; rRNA processing
Cellular component (GO): cytoplasm; ribonucleoprotein complex; R2TP complex
Source: RefSeq, a predicted model, not a curated record